AUGGAAGAUGCACUCGAGAACAUAUCCUGUGCCAUAGUAAAUGGAGGCAAUUUCGAGAAUGGCAGUGAUGUCGCUCCCGCUAUCUCUGAAGACUUCCUCGGUCCUCGGUAUCACAAGAGAGUUCGCAUCGUCAUCAUCAUCGUCAUGAUAGUGGCUUCCAUAGCCGGAAACACCAUCGUCUGCUGGAAGCUCGUCUUCAAGCGUCGCCACAGGCGCGUCUCUAAGGCGAGAGUGUUGUUCCUUAACCUGGCCAUUGCGGAUCUUCUGGUGGCUUGCGUCACCAUGACGUCACAAGUGGUGUGGGAAGUGAUGGGCCGCGUGUGGAUAGCUGGUGAUGCCUUCUGCCGCUUAUUCAAGUUUCUGCAGACUUUCGCGCUGGUCUCGUCCACUUACAUGCUAGUGACCAUUGCUGUAGACCGACACAUCGCUAUCGCCACACCACUGACGCCCAGCCCCGACCCUUGGAAGUUGGCCGCAGUGACGUGGCUCGCGUCAUGCAUGCCGUCGUUGCCGAACGUGUACGUGUUUCACAAUGUCGAAGUCGCGCCCGGAAAAUGCUUCUGCGCGUCUAUAUUCUACGACCGCGACACGCCUUUGUACCAUCGCCAGAUCUACAUGGGGUUUGUGUUCUUUAUGGUGUUUGUGGCGCCACUCAUGCUGCUGGUGACAUUCUACACGGGCAUUCUGUGGACUAUUUGGAAGCACAGUUCAAGAAGCGGCAAAAUGGGACAGCAGACCAGCUCAUCAUUGCCACGUGCAAAGGUAAAGACGCUGAAAAUGACGGCGGUGGUGUUCGGCGCGUUCCUCGUGACCAAUGUACCGUACAUGGUCCAGGAGGUCAUCUUAGCCUUUGGCAACCCUGGAAUUCUCGACGCCAAUGUGGUCGCUCUGUUUGGCGUUAUCUCCGCUUCCAACAGUGCCAUCAAUCCCUACAUCUUCCUUUACUUCGAGAAGAGACGGUGCCGUGGUGGUCGGAGUGGCCUUGGCGGACUGCUAAAACGAUUGCCCUGCAUGGGGAGUCGACCAGGUGGCACCGACAGGGGUGGCCAACAAAUGGUCAUGCUGUCAGUGCACUACUCAGGCAGACACUCGCGCACCAUGACCACCAUGAACUGUGAAUCUUGCUCAUGCUCGGAGAAGACUAAUUGCUGA
Rhipicephalus microplus (southern cattle tick) is the source of this 1152-nucleotide messenger RNA. Its product is annotated as gonadotropin-releasing hormone receptor. Gene Ontology annotation, molecular function: peptide binding; G protein-coupled receptor activity. The record is from RefSeq and is a predicted model, not a curated record. Gene Ontology annotation, biological process: cellular response to hormone stimulus; G protein-coupled receptor signaling pathway. Gene Ontology annotation, cellular component: plasma membrane. Lineage: Eukaryota; Metazoa; Arthropoda; Arachnida; Ixodida; Ixodidae.